AUGGCGUCCAGCGGCCAGGAGCGGACCUCCGAGGACUGUGGCGUCUCCGGCAUCACGGGAUGCAGCAAGACUCCUCAGCCUGAGACCCGGGACAGCUUACCGACUCCCUCCCAGGGCUCAGGCCCCCGCGCGGUUCCUGUGGCUGCAGCAAAUUGUGGCUCCUGCCUUCGGAGGAAUGUGAUCAGCGAGAGAGAACGCAGGAGGCGGAUCUCCUUGAGCUGUGAGCGCCUGCGGGCUCUGCUGCCUCAGUUUGAUGGCCGGCGGGAGGACAUGGCCUCCGUCCUGGAGAUGACUGUGUACUUCCUUCAGCUUGCCCACAGUAUGGCUCCUGGCUGGGAGCAGCUCUCUGUUCCUCAGCCUUCCCAGGAGAUGUGGCACCUGUGGCAGGGGGAUGUCGUGCAGGUGACCCUGGCCGAUCAGAGUGCAGAUAGCAAGCCGGACUCCGGGAUAGCAAAAGCAUCCGGUGCGGCUCGAGUGCAGGACCCCCCAUGCUGUGAGAUGCUGAGUAUGGACCAGAGCCAAGCCCUGGGGAGAGUGUCAGAACUGCUGGAGAGACCCUCCUCCCCGCUUGGUAAACCCCAGACUAACCUUUCUUCUUCCCAUUCAGAGCCUUCCAGCUUGAGUCCCGGGCUCUCACCCUGGCUUCCUCACUCAUGGCAGUUAGCCACCCCCCAGACGAGCGACAUCAUUUCUGGUGGGUUGCACCCCGUGGGAUCCCUGGCCAGGGACACUGAAUCUCCGGGCAUGCUGGCUGAGGAGGCCAACUUGGUCCUGACAUCUGUGCCUGAUGCCAGAUACACCACAGGGACAGGGUCCGACGUGGAUGGAACAUCCUUUCUGCUGACCACCAAUCCUGAUUGGUGGUUGGGGUCGGUGGAGGGCAGAGGAGGUUCGGCCCUGGCCACGAGCAGCCCUAUGGACAGGGCAGAACCAAGCUUCAUGGGGGACCCUGAGCCCAGCUCCCCGGAGCUCCAGCCUAGCCCCGUAGAGCUGUGGGGCUUGGAUUUUGGCAGCCCUGGCCUGGCCCUGCAGGAUGAAGCAGACAGCCUCUUCCCUGACUUUUUCCCGAGAGUUUAGUUGUCAGCUUGGUGGGGGAACAGGGCAGUACAGGGGCAGUACCGUGCCCCUGUCCCUUGCCUGGGUGUUGUAUUUUGGGUUUCGUUUGCAGCUGCGGUCUAAUUUGAGGGAGGCUGGCAGGGAGGGCUGUGAGUUGUAUUAAAGAGGAAAGUGGUUUU
Molecule: messenger RNA, 1235 nt
Organism: Peromyscus californicus insignis
Lineage: Eukaryota; Metazoa; Chordata; Mammalia; Rodentia; Cricetidae
Gene: Sohlh1
Product: spermatogenesis and oogenesis specific basic helix-loop-helix 1
Exons: 8
Coding region: 1-1077 (358 amino acids)
Biological process (GO): regulation of DNA-templated transcription; spermatogenesis
Cellular component (GO): nucleus
Molecular function (GO): DNA-binding transcription factor activity, RNA polymerase II-specific; protein dimerization activity; RNA polymerase II cis-regulatory region sequence-specific DNA binding
Source: RefSeq, a predicted model, not a curated record